Messenger RNA from Physcomitrium patens, 2907 nucleotides. Its product is annotated as rho GTPase-activating protein 2. Gene Ontology annotation, biological process: signal transduction. Gene Ontology annotation, molecular function: GTPase activator activity. NCBI's taxonomy places the organism in Eukaryota, Viridiplantae, Streptophyta, Bryopsida, Funariales, Funariaceae. The record is from RefSeq and is a predicted model, not a curated record.
UUUAAUAUUUUAAAUAUCUGGUAUAUAUAUAUAGUAGGUGUGUGUGUAUGUGUGUGUGUGUAUGAUUAUAUUCGCAGUGGCUUGGGCUUCAAUCUGUGAAGAGGUAUUUGUGGAUGUGUUACUUGCCGACGAAGGCUUUCAGCGAGCAGAAGAAGAGCUAUUAAGGCGGUUGUAAUUCCUGCGUGUUUGAAAGCUAAUUGGUAUAAGGGAGGGAGUGUGUGAGUCCACCGUCAGUUAGUUUGUUUGUUUGUGACGUGGAGACGGGCUAUUGCGGAACGUGAAGGGGGAUGCGGAUGCGCAGGUGUGACAUUUUAAGCAUUCUUCAACGGGCUAAGAGUUGAACUUUGUACCUGUAGGAGAUAGCGAAUUGGUAGCACUUGCAGCGGUUUUGAUAUGACUCGAAGAUGUGGAAAUUGUGAGGCUCGAAAAUCCUCAAGUCUAAUUCCAAUGAGCAUGAGAAGCAAUCUAGAACUCGGAUCAUAGUUAAGCAAUAUUUCGGAGCUGACUUUGCAGUACCCCGCGUCCAGUUGAAACUAUGACUGCGGUCCUUCAUUCCCAAAGAAGCACUCGACAUUUUUCGAGCGACAGUGACGAGUACAACUCCACUUUACAGUAUUUAUCGGACUCAGAUACGGAGGGAUGCAGUGGCAACCACGCUUCUCCUCUCGUUUGCAAUAACGAUGGUAGCCUAAAGAUAGACUCAAAACUCUCAAGUAGCACAUCUUCUCAUAAGCACAGGAGCUCGAGAGUGCAUGAAGCAGGAGCGCAGUUGUCCAUGGUAGCGUUAGUGUUAGCCACAGUUCGAAAAUCGCUUCUUACCUGCCAGACUCCGGAAGGAGUGGAAAUAAUGGAAGGAGAGAAGGUGAAAGCCACAGACAAGGCUAACGAGAAAGAGAAAGGAAAAGGGAAGGAAACCAAGAUGAGCUUGGAUAUUGGAUGGCCGACGAAUGUUGAGCAUGUUGCGCACGUCACUUUUGAUCGCUACAACGGGUUUCUCGGCUUGCCCGAGGAAUAUGAGCAUGAAGUACCCAGACCAACUCCCAGUGCAAGCAAGAACGUGUUUGGAGUCUCGGUGGAGUCCAUGCAGUGUUCAUUUGAUUCUCAUGGCAAUAUGGUUCCAACCAUUCUUUUGCUUUUGCAGAAACAGCUCUACGACCAACGAGGGCUAAAGGCUGAGGGUAUUUUCAGGAUAAAUCCUGAACUCAGUCACGAGGAGCAUGUGCGGGAGGAACUCAACAAGGGGAUUGUACCUGCCGACAUUGAUAUUCAUGCCUUAGCUGGGUUGAUCAAGGCAUGGUUUAGAGAGCUUCCAAGAGGCGUUCUAGAUUCGUUGAGUUCAGAGCAGGUCCUUGCUUGUCACGGUGAGAAGGACAGCUUGGCUCUUAUCAAGCAAUUGCCGCAAACAGAAACUGCUCUACUGAACUGGGCCAUCAACCUCAUGGCGGAUGUGGUGGAGCUGGAGUCUUACAACAAGAUGAAUGCUCGCAACAUUGCUAUGGUUUUUGCUCCGAACAUGACACAGAUGGUUGAUCCGCUAACGGCUCUGAUGCAUGCCGUUCAAGUGAUGAACUUGUUGAAAACUUUGAUUCUACGCACAUUGAAGGACCGGAAGGCUACUUUGCUGGAAUCCCAAUCACCUCCCUUGUCACCAAAAGUUCCCGAGUUAGAAGAGCCUGAACCUGACCCCCAAGGUGCGCUGUGGGUUAAUGAUUCCAACGAUGAUGUCUAUGGGGGCAGCGUAUUCAACCGCCAUGAUAGGCAGUGGUCCCAAACCUCUCAAAAUUCGUGCGCGGGGCUCCUCCGAGGUCAUGACCGGACUAGCUCUCAAAGCUCACAAAGUGGCCUGUGGAUGGAUCAUGAACGAGGCAGCUCACGAUAUUCUCUGCCGUUCCUGAGUUCUCACAAUCGUCAACCAAGUUCUAUUUUUGGGGGCCCUCUUAAAUCGAACCCUUUCCUUAUGAGCCCCAGUCAUCUCAAUCGUGAGCCGGCUAGCCCACAGAACACGUUACUUAAUUCCUUUGAGCACACGAGUCAGGACUCGGAAGGAAACUUUAGCCCCUUCAUGCUCUUUCCCCCAACACACAGCACGAAAGGCAAGGGUGCUAGUGGUCGUAUGACUCCUUCCAUUGACCAACGACCUGAACGUGUGGAAGCCUGGUGAUAAGCUGCACAAUUCCCACCUUUGUCAUUCUUGAUUUAGAUUUUUGGCAUUCCUUUUUUGGGGUGUAAAAAGCACCAUGACGAAGAAGGUGUACGUGGUUGUGUGCGUGCCCAAGUACUGACAGCAAAGUGUGAACCCUCAACAUUCAGAUCCCCUCUGAAAGCCUUGCUUGGUUUGACUGAAGUCCUUCGAAACGAAGUUGGUAUGUGCCCCAUGGCUGGACGUCAUCUCAUUGGGAAGCGUAGGUGGAAGGAAAAGUUUGCUUUUUCGUGCUGAAAUCAACAUUGCAUUGCUGAAGGUGGCAACCAAGGCCACUGGAGUGGCCUGAUUGAAGCAGAGAUGGGGCUCCUGGAGAUAAGGAGGUCGAGGGGCAGGACACUUGUAAAAUAGUUCAGGAAUGUUUAGUUCUGAUACGUGUUGAGUAACAGCGUUCAACACGGGACUGACUUUGCCCAAGUAGCAAAAAACUAACCCAUUCUUUGAUUGAAGCCCAUGUGCUGUGGGAGGCUUCAUCACAAACAAAUCGCGUAGGGAUGUGAAUAUACCAGGUUAAUUUAGUUUCAGGUUUCUGUCUUUUGUUUUGUCUCUUGAUAACAAAACGUCUGUCACUCAAACUGGCAGAUGGUUCUCGUAUCUAGCACUUGUCUUGAACAAGUGACUUUCUUUGUGUACAUUGUACAUUUGAUGUAUCUUCCAAUAUUGAUAACAAGGAGCCGCAACCAGCGUUCUCUAGUUUGUCUUUGAUC